AUGCAGCCCCCUCUUGUCAUGAGAAUACUUGCUGCCUCUGUGUCUUUAGCCGAUAAGGCCUGUUUUUUGAUUCGUGCGGUAUAUGAUUCCAAAGACUUGGCCAUUAUCGACAAAGGAGUUGACGAUUUGCAAUCCAGAGCUGAUCGAGAUUCUCAACGGUGCAUAGUACAAUCCUUGAACGAGACCUUCCCGGGUCUUCAUGUUAUUGGCGAAGAAGGUGAUCUGGAUCCUGGAGAUCUAUCUACGUCCACUGAGUUGAACUCAACUGUUCUUGAACACCACUGUCCUCCAGAACUAAAAGAUUUGUCACUGGAGGAUAUUGUAGUUUGGGUGGAUCCACUGGAUGGUACAAAGGAAUUUACUGAAGGCCUUGUUGAGUUUGUUACAGUUCUUAUCGGAAUUUCGAUUGCUGGAAAGCCUGUGGGUGGUGUUAUCGCUCAACCCUUUUACAAAGCCAAUACAACUGAGCCUCACUACACGACUCGAAUCGUUUGGGGACUUGUAGGUCUGGGUGUGUUUGGCAUAAAUCCUCUGGUACCUUCUUCAAAAUUGCCAUAUCCAGUCAACCAAAAUGCCCAAAAACUUACUUCACCUCAUAUUAUUGUGGUUACUCGAUCCCAUCGCUCUACUACUCAGGAUUUUGUCGACGGAGCAUUCUAUCCCACUGAAGUAUGUUCAACACUUUUACAUAUCACAUAGUUCUCAAAUAUUUGAUAUUGAUCUGUAAUUGUGGGUGUAAAAUGCUUUGUAUCGCUCUUAAAAUCAAAUAAUCUAUUAAACUCUACCCUGGGAGUUGAAAGGUCUUCAUUUUGAAGAGUUAUAAAGCCUCAUAUUGGGAGCCGAAAUUCUUUGCAAUUCACGAGGCUGAUACUCUUCUAACAACCAGAGAAACAGUUUUUAUAGGUACAUGGAACGUUC
Messenger RNA from Schistosoma bovis, 918 nucleotides. The record is from the annotation of a GenBank genome assembly. NCBI's taxonomy places the organism in Eukaryota, Metazoa, Platyhelminthes, Trematoda, Strigeidida, Schistosomatidae.